Poecilia reticulata (guppy) is the source of this 5269-nucleotide messenger RNA. RefSeq names its product tnf receptor-associated factor 4a (gene traf4a). The record is from RefSeq and is a predicted model, not a curated record. Gene Ontology annotation, cellular component: plasma membrane signaling receptor complex. Gene Ontology annotation, biological process: positive regulation of JNK cascade; activation of NF-kappaB-inducing kinase activity; regulation of apoptotic process. Gene Ontology annotation, molecular function: zinc ion binding; tumor necrosis factor receptor binding; ubiquitin protein ligase binding. NCBI's taxonomy places the organism in Eukaryota, Metazoa, Chordata, Actinopteri, Cyprinodontiformes, Poeciliidae.
CCAGCUGUCAGGCUCAUGUUCUUCCUCGGAAACACCUUCUUUUUGUGAGGACAUGGCCCCGCUGCCAUUGUUGUCCUUGUCCCGGUGAUGUAAUGGUGAUGUAAUCCGGAGCCAAUGCAGCAGGUGACAGAAGAUCCAGAUGUGUGGGGUUGAGCGCUGGUCUGCCCCUGUUCCUCCACCUCACAUCUGCGGUGUUUGUGUUUUAAAUCAGCUGUAGCAAUGUCAACUGGAGGGGAUUUAAAGCGCACAGGUGAGCGUAUAUGACCUUGUACGUCGGGUGAAAAUGAGCAAAAAAAGUCUAAAGAUCCCGGAGGAGAGACAACGGAGGUACAAGGCGACUCCUCCCGUUUGGAGGAGGAGGAAGAGGCGAAGGAGGAGCUGCAUGUGCACCUAAACAGACGGUGAGGGUAAUGCAUUGUGUUCAGUGUGUCAGUCCUGCACGCAGCGCAGUCAAGAGAGCGGCCCAGCCGGUCAAAACAAACCCAGCGGAGGGAAGGUAUCGUUCCUGCGGCUGCGGUUGUCCUCUAUCGGGAAAGAGCGGCGGCGGAGGACGAGAGCUCCGUAGCUUUGACGUGAGCUGCUCUUCGGCUUAAACGGCCCCCCGAACAGCUCCCUGCUCCCUGAAGGGAAAAACAAAACAAGAGGGCAUCAGCUGUAUCAUUUUUUUUUAACCGAAGGCCCCGAGAGAGGGAGAAAAAGCGACCGCGAGCCCCGCAGACAUGCCCGGCUUCGACUACAAGUUCCUGGAGAAGCCGAAGAGACGCUUCCAGUGUCCGCUCUGCAGCAAGGCGAUGCGGGAGCCCGUCCAAGUGUCCACCUGUGGACACCGGUUCUGUGACACCUGUCUGCAAGAAUUCCUCAGUGAGGGCGUCUUCAAAUGUCCAGAGGAUCAGCUGCCUUUAGACUAUGCCAAGAUCUACCCAGACCCGGAGCUGGAGCAGCAGAUCCUGGCGCUGCCCAUCCGCUGCAUCCACAGCGAGGAGGGCUGCCGCUGGACCGGACAGAUGAAGCAGCUGCAGGGCCACUUCUCCACCUGCGCCUUCAACGUGAUCCCUUGCCCCAACCGCUGCUCCGUCAAGCUGACGCGCCGCGACCUGCCAGAUCACCUGCAGCACGACUGCCCCAAGCGCAAGGUCAAGUGCGAGUUUUGCGGCAGCGAGUUCACCGGCGAGGCCUACGAAAACCACCAGGGCGUGUGUCCUCAGGAGAGCGUUUACUGUGAGAACAAAUGCGGAGCUAGGAUGAUGCGUCGCCUGCUGUCCCAGCACAGCAUGGCCGAGUGUCCCAAACGCACGCAACCCUGCAAGUACUGCGGCAAAGAGUUCGUCUUCGACACAAUCCAGAACCACCAGUAUCACUGCCCUCGCUUCCCUGUCCAGUGUCCAAACCAAUGCGGUACUCCCAACAUCGCCCGGGAGGACCUGGCCAACCACGUCAAGGACAACUGCGGCAACGCACUCGUCCUCUGUCCUUUCAAAGACGCCGGCUGCAAACACAGGUGCCCUAAGCUGGCUAUUAGCCGUCACUUGGAAGAGACCACCAAGUCGCACCUCACACUGAUGUGUAACUUGGUCGGUCGCCAACGGCAAGAAAUCCUGGAGCUGCGACGAGAGAUGGAGGAGCUGUCGGUCAGCCAAGACGGCGUCCUCAUCUGGAAACUCAGUGACUACUCCCGCAAACUCCAAGAGGCCAAACUGCGGAGCAACCACGAGUUCUUCAGCCCGCCGUUCUACACGCACCGCUACGGCUACAAGCUCCAGGUGUCGGCCUUCCUGAACGGCAACGGCAGCGGCGAGGGCUCCCACCUCUCCGUCUACAUCCGCGUCCUGCCGGGAGAGUACGACAGCCUGCUGGAGUGGCCCUUCUCCUAUAAGGUGACGUUCUCCAUCCUGGACCAGAGCGACCCGUCCCUCUCCAAACCCCAGCACAUCACAGAGACCUUCAACCCGGACCCCAACUGGAAGAACUUCCAGAAGCCCUGCAGCAGCCGCAACUCGCUGGACGAGAGCACUCUGGGCUUCGGCUACCCCAAGUUCAUCUCACACGAGGAAAUCAAGAAGAGGAACUACAUCCGAGACAACUGCAUCUUCAUCAAGGCCUCUAUAGAUAUUCCCCAGAAGAUAAUGGGUUGAGACCCAAGUGUUCGUUUUUUCUGUCCAUGAAGGAGGAAGAUGGGUUAAAGACUGGAACUGACGCUUAACCUUGAAAACUUCUAGACGUUGACCCUUUAGAUCCUUCCUCCCCUGAUAGCCUCUCCGCCACAGAGCUUGAAACGAGUCUGGUUUGUGCAAGCUGACUUGGAGGAACUCGCAUCACGAGAGGGGGAGAAAUGUUUGGUCUGCAGAGCUGUCACUUGUUGACGUUCCUUUUUUACAUUGUUUUUUUCUAUGCGUUUGCUGACCUUUUGAUCACCCUCUGCAACUUAAAGCCUUUAAAAUCAAACAGUGCCUAGAGUGUUUAUCUUGAGUUAUACUUCUGUUUUUGUUUCUGCAGUACCAACACAAUAAGAAUGUGGUAAAGAUAUAGAUAUAUAAGGUUGGAAGGGCAUCUGUGAGGGGAAAGAAGCAAAUGUUCAGCACCGCCCCAAAGAAGAGGGACCUAGCAGAUUCAAACUCAAACCCAACUGACUUUUGUUUACACACUCAGACAGUAUCGUGAUCUUUUAACAAACACAUCGUCCCACAUAACUACCACCAAUAAGGUUUAUAUAAACACAAACAUACAAUACUUUUGGGCGACCUUAAAUAUCUAGAUGUUUUAAUUAAAUAUCUUUGGCAAUUCAUAACUCUCCUUAGGCCAUGAAAACUCUUACGAUAUGCUAAAUGUGAAGUUUUCAUUUCUUGUUUGUUUAACUUACCUUACAGAGUUGAAGCCUGAAAAAAAGAAUGGUUUUAUUAAGGAAACAUUCAUCUAACCACAGAUAAAAAAUUGCAAUCUUGAAUCUAGACACAAACUUAAGACUAAGCAACUUCCUGUUUUAUUGAUUUCUGGUUUAUGUACCUCCACCGAACUUGGAAUUUCAGGUUAGCAUGUCUGGCCUUUAGCAGAAUGCUGACCAUAGCUUCCAGAGACUUAUUAAAAAGACAUAAUAACUAAGGCUUUAUAGUUUUUACUAUACUAGAAAGAAAAUUCAUUUGUGCCGAUAAUGAAAUUAAAGCUGGCUUCAGACACGCUGAAAUAUCCUUAAUAAGAACUAGAACCGGGAAGAACUUAUAAAACCUCUUUUCAUUUACCUCUAAAAAAAAAACAACAUAUUUUUAUUUCCCUAAAACGUGACAAAAACACUUAAAACUAAAACUAACAUACGUUUUCAAAUGGCUAGGUUUAAUUUAAAUAUUUGAAGACUAACCAACUUGACUUUUAUUGAACAACUAUUAGCCAGAUUUACUAGAUGUAAAUCUCACUCCUGGACCUAAACCGUUAAACUCUGCUCUAAUUUUGUGUUUAUAUGCUAAGCUAUGCUAACUACAAAUUAUUAGCAUAGCUUUGCAUUGACAGCUACAUACAUUUCCAUUUACUUUUUGUAACAGUAAAAAGCCAUUUUGAGUUUUGUUUUUACCUUUCCAAAAACACUUAAGCAAGACUGUUGCAAUUAUACAGCUAAAGGCAAUCUUUGAAUUGCUAAGUUUAGGUUAACUCUGAAUAAAACGUAAGAACCAGCAUGGCUUGUACUGAACAGUUACCACCCAGCAGUAGAUGUAAGAUGUAAUUCCUCCACACCUAUAGAUGGAACAAAUUCUGGAACAAGUUUGUUCCAGAUUUCAGUCCUUUAAGGGUUUUGCAUACUCGCAAGAACUGAGAAAGAUUUUUAUUUUCUCAAGGUGUCAAGAUUUCACAGAAAAGUAAUGGCACAACUCUUGGGACUCCAGCAAAAGCUUUUCCCCGUUAAGCACGUCCUAUAUAAUUUUUAAAUUUCAAAGGUUUUCCUAGGUGAUUUGUUGAGAGUACUCUGCAUUAAUUUCCUGCUGCCCUGGAAUUUCUCUGCUCUUGUGUAGUAUGCAUAGCCCUUUAGGCUAACGAUUGCUAACAAUUUUUAUUAGCAUAGCUUACCCUAAAUAUUCAAACAUCUGUUCACUUGCAUCCUCUAACAGAGAGUCUGAUUUUAUGUACUUUUUUAAAAACAUUGCCAAAACCAAGACGACUCUUGAAACAAAUUACACGAGAAUGCUGAAUAUCUGUUGGUCGUUAUCGUAGCAGGAACUGUCUUGCGCUCUUGUGUAAGUAGUAACCAGAUCAAAGUGUCAGGGGCUCUCUGGUGUACUGAACACACACAAACUCUAACUGGGUCCAUAUUUACAGAGUCCUCACACUAAUAAGAGAGGUUACCGUACCUUUUGUCCACUAUCAGAAUACACACGCAAUCUAAGAGUGAAGGAAAAGCCAUGUGGCCUUUUUUACAAAGUAUGUCUUCGCAUGAGGGUUUUAAAGGUAAGCAGGCAAACGCAUGCUUUGUGUCAAAACCUCGUUCUCACUUUUUUUUUUUUUUUUUUAUGUAAGCUGUAUUCUUGAAAUCCUCAUUUGUUGAUGACUUUGCUCUUUUUUUAAGUUGACAAGAACUGUCAAAAAAAAACAAACAACUUUUCUGAUUUUGUUUUUAUAAAAUGUGAACCUUGGUGGCAUAACCUAUAAAGACAAUGAACAUUUGAUAUUGGUGUGUUUUGCACACGUGGGGAAUGGAAAGGCGUUCAGAGGCUCGCUGUAAUGGGGGACUGUUAGCUCAACACACAACAUGACGACGACRAGCAGCCCCAUGCUGUACGCGCGUUUUCGUCAAAGCACCAUAAGGAGCUGAGAAGACUUUUACAGUUUACUUAUGAUAUAUGUGAAUACUAAUGUAAAAAACAUGCAGAAGCACAUUCUGUCUUUUUAUUAUUACACAUGGGGGGAAUUCUUAAUUUCUUGUCAUGAAUACCAGCUGAUAUUUUACAGUGACACAAAAAGGCAAGGAUAUAAAACAAAGGAAAAAAAACAACUUUUUUGUAAGAUUCUGUAUUUUUCAAAACACUUAACUGUUUUAUACAAGCUCUUUUCGUUGGAGAGUCGGGGUUGACUUUGGGAGUUUUCAGACCCAUUCGUCUUUUGAACAUUUGRAUAAUUCGUUUGUCUGUGUGGUUUGAGCCUGUUCUGUCUGUAUUAUUUCCUCUUAAAAGUAUUUAUUUUAAGGAGCCAUCCGGAGUCUAGACUGGUGGCACAAAUGUUUUAUUAUGUUGAUUGAUGAGUGCUUGUCAAUUUCUUAUGUAAAAUAAAAUACCAUAUAUCAGUUGUUUUA